Messenger RNA from Hippoglossus stenolepis (Pacific halibut), 1750 nucleotides. It is a transcript of the gene gkap1, whose product is annotated as G kinase anchoring protein 1. Bases 169 to 1314 code for a protein of 381 amino acids. Gene Ontology annotation, biological process: signal transduction. Gene Ontology annotation, cellular component: Golgi apparatus. NCBI's taxonomy places the organism in Eukaryota, Metazoa, Chordata, Actinopteri, Pleuronectiformes, Pleuronectidae. The transcript is spliced from 12 exons. The record is from RefSeq and is a predicted model, not a curated record.
CUGGUCCCACCAAUCAGAAUCCCAGCCCCUUUUUUUUUUUUAAUCCUUUUUGGCUCCUCCGGGCUCCUGUAGUCAGACCGUCGCUGAAAGCAAAGCAUCGGUUUAAAGCCAGUUCCGUCACGAACAGGUGAAAGUACUCUUCAGCAACUUUAAUUUUCCACUUCAGCUAUGACAUCGUCUGCCAUGAUCACCGUCCCCACCACGGCCUCCCGUUUCGCCCUGCUCCAGAUUGACUCGGAUUCGGACUCCGACACAUCCGAGCCGGGGAAGACUGGCACCAAAGGCGGACGGGACUCCUCCGGGAAGCCCCGGCAAGGGAAGGCAGGAGCAUCCGGGGGGAAAGCGGCUCAGGCCAACGACAAGAAGAAAGACAAGAAGAAGAAGAGGAAGGAGCAGCAGCAGAGUGAAGCGAACGAGUUACGUAAUCUGGCGUUCAAGAAGAUUCCUCAGAAGUCCUCUGGCCCGCCUCCAUGUAUGACACUGUCAGGAAUCGCCAGCGAGCUCCUCAGCACUGAAUCCGGCGACCACACUAUACCCUCAGGUGGAUGGCAGCAGUGGAAGCAGAGGGAUGAGCAGAUAACCACUGAACUUUAUGAGGCAGACUUGGAAAAGGCUUUGAUUCUCAGUAAACUGGAAUACGAACAACACAAACAGGACAACACAAACACGUCCUCGCCAAAGUCACGGGGAGGAAAAGAGAGCGGAGGGAAGAAGGACAAAAAGAAAAAUCAGCAGGCAAAAGAGAAAAAGACAGUUUCUCUGCAGGACUUCCAGGCUGAAGGCACUGCAGAACAUCCAAGUAAGAAAGAGGACGCCAAAGCAGCUAACCUGGCUCUAGGAAACGGGCAGGAUGAGAGAUUUUUUAAUAAACUGGAAGAUGACGUCAGUCGGAUUAUCCAACAGGAAAAAAGACGCGAGCAAUACACUAGCAAUCAGGGACAAGAAGUCAACACAUCCACAGAACACGAACCGGACCCCCGGGCAGAGCAGCUGAAGUACGACCUGGAGAAGAAAGACCAGGAAAUCGAUAAGCUAAAAAAGACAAUCUCACAGUGGGAGGUGAAAUACAAAGAAGUGAAGGCAAGAAAUUCCCAGCUGCUUAAAAUGCUCCAGCAGGGAGAGAUGAAAGAUAAAGCAGAAAUCCUUCUACAGGUAGAGGAGCUACUACACAUAAAAGAAGAACUGUCAUCACAGGUAUCAUUACUGCACGGCGCCCUCGAGCAAGAAAGAUCUAAAAUCAAAGGUCUGCAGUCAGAACAACCGAAACAUCAGGGAAACAAAAAGGGGAGAAAAGGAGCCGAAAUGGAUCUAUGAAGGCUCCAAAAGAAAAGACCUGAAUAAUAAAAUCAAACAGAUGAACAAAUGAAGAAAAACAUUGCUGAUCAUAAUAAGAGUUCUGUAAUAAUUUUGGUUGUUUUUUUUUUUUUAGCUUGAACUCUGUGUCAGCAUAUAAUGCAUGCCCCCUUAUUUACAAACACACUCCAGGAUGUAUUACACAGCUGAACAAGAAUUAAAGAAUCUUUUAAAAGUGACUUAAGUUUUUAAAGGUUGUGCUGAAAUGGUGGCUUUGCACCUACAGUGCUUCCCUCUGCAGGUGUGAGACUGCCAUUACAUAUCGAGUGUUGUUGAAAGCUGUGUGCCUGACCUUUGUUUGGGUUUCAAUGCCAACAUGACAGAUGGUAAGUUUAUGUUUUUAUUUGUGUUUUUUUCUCACUGUUAAGUAAAUAAAAUACUUUUUCAGUGAAAAAAA